Messenger RNA from Zasmidium cellare ATCC 36951, 1569 nucleotides. RefSeq lists its product as uncharacterized. NCBI's taxonomy places the organism in Eukaryota, Fungi, Ascomycota, Dothideomycetes, Mycosphaerellales, Mycosphaerellaceae. Bases 1 to 1569 code for a protein of 522 amino acids. Gene Ontology annotation, molecular function: protein binding. The transcript has a single exon. The record is from RefSeq and is a predicted model, not a curated record.
AUGGCACAGAAUCCACUGCAAGUCGUGGAAGACGUCUUCGACCCAGGACUCAACGACGAGCCGGCAUUCAUGGACACCAACACUUUUAUGAAGACAUAUGUGCUGGAACUCGAGAAAGAAUGGGAGGUAGAUGGAAAGACGCCAGAGUGGGCGCCAGUGACGGAUGGGGGACCUCUCGAAUGGGGCAAAGAACAUCGGAGCAUGGAGCUGGUCGACAACGAUCGCGAUGAGGCAUUCCUUCAUGAUGAUCAGAUGGCAGUCAGCCCUGACGGCAAGCUCAUAGCUAUAUCUACCGAGAAGGUGAUUCGUGUCUACGGUAUGGCGGAUAAGGAGCUCAGAGGGGAACUUGUGGGACACUUGGGUUCUGUGUCGUCGAUGUUCUUCGCGCCACGAGUACCGGAGGAACAGCAAGAUGCGCAGUACUUGCUUCUCUCGCAGGGUGCCGGGGACCAUGGGGCGUACAAGCAAGAAGACGACACAAUCAUCAUCUGGCACCUUGAUCAUGAAGGAAAGUCCCUCACGAUUACCACACCUUUCGAAGUCGGGUCUCUCGCAGACAGAGCCAUAACCACCAUAUCGCAAGACCUCUCGAAUCAACACAACCUCUCCACCGAAGCGAUCGCCGACCUACGCAAAGGCUUCCUCGACGCCCUUAAGACCGCCGACACCAAGAACCGCCAAUCGUCCCUCCUAAGCUUCAAGGGUUCCUUUGGAUCUUUCAACUCCAACCCCGUCUCUCCCGAUGGCACUUUGAUCCUCGCCUUGACUUCCAACGAGAGCACCCCAUCCGGCACACGCCCCGCCGAGCUACUCCCCAAAAUCGUCGUCCGCUCCAUCCUCAACCCAAAAAUCGACCCUGUUGCGAUUAUGCAAGGACACAUCGACGCCAUAAUGUGGGCCUCCUUCUCUCCGACUGACUCCUCAAUCAUCGCCUCGGCCGCCUGGGAUGGUACCUACCGCAUGUGGAAUACCUCUACCUCACCCCCAACUACCCUCCACACCAUAAAGCCCAAGAAUAAAGUCCAAAAUUGGAGCGGCGCCUUCUCCCCAUAUAGUGAAUACAUCCUGCUCUCGGGGACAGACAACGUCGCAAUUUACUCCGUCUCCACAGGCGAGAAACUACAUUCUCUGUCCUCAUGUGAGGAGUUCAAAGUCGCUUCCUGGACACGCACAAUCUCCUGGAACCCCGUCUCAAACUCCAUAGCCCUGGCUUCCGGCUCGCAGAUCCUCCUCUGGGAGCCCUUCGACACUGAAUCUCCCAACAAGUGUUCCGCAGUCGUAACCCAUCCCUCUAGCGGCAAGGACAAGAGGGAAUGUAUGCUCGAUAUCUUCCGUGAGUUUCAAGCGGUGAAAUGGUUGGAUGAAGAUGUCCUAGUGGCAAAAGCGGCGGAGAAUAGCUGGUUGCUGUGGGACCGAGCGAAGGGGCUGAAGUGGAGAUUUCAGAGGCCGAAAGGGACGGAAGGGGAGUUGUACUCGGAUGGAUGUGCGCUGUUGAAGGGAGAGGACGGGAAGAGGGUCUUUGUCAGUCUAGAUGCGGAUAGGAAGGUGAGGGAGUGGGCUAUGGAUUGA